This is a messenger RNA of Physella acuta, 1262 nucleotides long. RefSeq lists its product as uncharacterized. The record is from RefSeq and is a predicted model, not a curated record. Gene Ontology annotation, molecular function: GTP binding. Lineage: Eukaryota; Metazoa; Mollusca; Gastropoda; Physidae.
UUUCAAGUGGUUAUAGGCUAUAUCUGAAGUGCGCUUUAGUUUAUAGUAUCAUAUUAGUAUAGCUGAGUAAAGUACGAAUGGCUACCAAAGUCACUGAAACCGAACCAAAGCAAGAAAUAAAUUUUGUUCUCCUUGGGAAGACUGGUGUGGGAAAAAGUUCAACAGGAAAUACAAUUUUAGGUAACAAAAAGUUUAAAAGCUCAGCAGACAAAACUUCAUGUACUAAAUUAUCUCAGUUGGAAUGCGAAGAGUUAGAUGAAAUAACCGUCAACGUAGUCGAUACACCAGGCAUUUGCGAUACCGAAACUGCUGAGAAGACAACUUUAGAAAAUAUUUACCAUUCGAUGUCAUUGUGCCCAGAUGGAUUCGACGCGCUUCUGUUUGUCAUAACUUUUGAUGGAAAGUGUACUAUUGAAGAUAUCAAAACAAUAAAAUGCUUACAGGAAAGCUUUGGUAAAGCUUUCUUUGAGUAUUGCAUAGUUGUAGUCACACAUGGAACAAGUUAUGAUUUAAAUGGCGGUGGCGUAUCAUUUGAUGAAUGGGUUAAACUACAGACGACGCCAAAAGAAUUUCAUGAUCUUUUAGAAGCUUGCAGCUAUAGAACAGUUUUGUUUUACAACACGGUUUAUCCCGGAAUGGAGAAUAAAAUAAAUAAAUCUGUGUCUGAUUUGUUUCAAGUUACUCGAAGUUUGAGCGGGAGAUAUCGUUCUGAAGAUUUUGAUCGCGCUGUAUUGUCGAGAGAAAAAUUGAUCAUAGAGGCUAAAUUACCCGUGUUGGAACGAAAAAUACAACAGAAGUUAAGUCUAUUAAACAGUGAGGUUUAUCGUGCUAUAAGUAAUUUAGACAACGAGACUGUGAAUUCUAUCGAAAAUCUAUCAAAUGAAGGGAACCAUCUGCUGGAUGAAAUUAACUGUCAGGAUAAAGGAACACAAGAAUUUAAGGAUUUAAAAAAUAAAAUUGUUUCUAUUAUGAAUAAAAUUAAAAGGUUAAGUUCAACAAAAGAGGAAAUGAACGCUGAACUGCUGCAAAUACAAAAAGAUAUUGAAAUAGUUAAGAAUCCUCCGAGUAGCUUGCCAGUAUGUGUUACUACUUUUGGUGGUCUUUUUGGGAUAUCUGCAUUUGCACUUUUAGCAGAACCUAUUGCCGCUCCAUUGAUAGCAGUGCCAAUCGGGGUUUGGUUUAUCUCAUCAAUUGUAGUGGCGAAGUUUACUUCAGAAAAAGAGGAAAAAUACCGGGCAGCAAAAAAGCGUUUGAAGCAAUAA